Messenger RNA from Clupea harengus (Atlantic herring), 1869 nucleotides. RefSeq names its product pyridine nucleotide-disulphide oxidoreductase domain 1 (gene pyroxd1). Gene Ontology annotation, molecular function: oxidoreductase activity. The record is from RefSeq and is a predicted model, not a curated record. NCBI's taxonomy places the organism in Eukaryota, Metazoa, Chordata, Actinopteri, Clupeiformes, Clupeidae.
CCGUAGGUGUAUUUGAUGACCAACACGGAAGCCCAAUGUGAUGCUGCCUUGUUAUCACGUUUAGUUCGAUUCUUUAUCUGAAGUUACUGUUUUCAUAUUGUGUCAUAUCUCCAACAAAGCUCUUGACAUUACAGUGUUACGUGGCAGUCAUACUCGAGUGAAGUAGCCCAGAAAAGGACCAUAACCACUCAUUCACCGUCUUUCCAUGUUCUUUACUUCUGACAUUAGCUGUCUAAGCACUCACACGAGUAGUGAAAGCGAAGGGAUGGCAUGUAGCACAAACUCUGAAAAACGUGUCAAAUUUGUGGUCGUAGGUGGAGGAAUUGCUGGAGUUACUUGCGCUGAACAGCUUGCGUCACAGUUUACAUCGGACAGUGUCGUACUUCUGACAGCCGCACCAUUAGUCAAGACGGUGACGAAUUACAAACGGGUGGCAAAGAUCCUAGAGGAUUUUGAUGUUGAAGAACAGCCUUCCACAGUGCUUGAAGGGAAGUAUCCUAAUCUGAAGGUCAUCCAGUCAGCAGUGAAAACCUUACAAGCCGAAGAGCAUACACUACACACUGAAGAUGAGCGCAGCUUCCACUAUGAGAAACUGUGUCUGUGCAGUGGAGCUAAACCCAAACUCUUGAACCGGAACAAUCCUCACGUUCUGGGCAUACGGGACACUGACAGUGCCCAGGAGUUCCAGAAACGAUUGUCAACAGCCAGACGGAUUGUUGUAGUGGGGAAUGGAGGCAUAGCCCUUGAGCUGGUGUAUGAGGUGGAGGGCUGUGAGGUCAUCUGGGCAGUGAAGGAUGAGGCCAUUGGGAACACCUUCUUUGAUGCAGGGGCUGCUCAGUUUCUCAUCCCCUCACUAGCAUUAGAUAAACCGGAGAGGGCAAUGCCCUGUAAGAGAGCACGCUACACUACUGAACCAGUAGCAGAUGGGGCUGCAGCUGGCAUGAGUGAGGCAACUGUAGAGACGGGCAGCGCUCUGGGCCCAGACUGGCAUGAGGGCAUCAGCCUCAGAGGAGCAGAGAAGGGCUCCCAUAAUGUGACCGUGGAAUACCAGUGUGGAAUAAAGCAGAUCUGCACCCAGCAGGAGAUUCUACAGUCGCCCCCUGGUGGCCCUCAGAGCUCUGAUGCAGGUGACGUCUUCUUUGGGGGCACAUGGCCAGUUUAUGUGCAGCUCACCAAUGGCAAAACCUACGGCUGUGACUUCAUUGUCAGUGCGACAGGGGUGGUUCCCAACACCGAACCAUUUCUCCAUGGAAACAAUUUUGAGCUGGGGGCUGACGGAGGCCUGCUGGUGGAUGAGCACAUGCACACGACUGUGCUGGAUGUGUUUGCUGCAGGGGACGUGUGCAGUGCAGGAUGGGAGCCCAGCCCUCUCUGGCAACAGAUGCGUCUGUGGACCCAGGCUCGGCAAAUGGGCUGGUACGCGGGCCGCUGCAUAGCUGCAGAGGUUCUGGAGGAGCCCAUCGAGUUGGACUUCUGCUUCGAGCUCUUCACCCACAUCACCAAGUUCUUCAACUACAAGGUGGUGCUGCUGGGUAAGUUUAAUGCUCAGGGCUUGGGUCAGGACCAUGAGUUGCUGUUGCGCUGCACUAAAGGACACGAGUAUAUAAAGGUGGUGCUUAGCAAUGGAAGGAUGAUGGGAGCUGUGCUCAUCGGGCAGACGGAGCUGGAGGAGACCUUCGAGAACCUCAUCCUCAACCAGAUGGACCUCUCGGCCUACGGAGAACACUUGCUCGACCCCAACAUUGACAUUGAGGACUACUUUGAUUAACUGCAGUGUGUUUAAGUGCAUAAUGAUGGUUUGGAAAAUCCUGGCUUAAGAAGAAUGUACAGUAAGUAUUUAUGUACAUAAAUAAAUGUAUUUAUGUAUUA